This is a messenger RNA of Tachysurus vachellii, 3142 nucleotides long. RefSeq names its product B-cell receptor CD22. The coding region runs from base 97 to 2037 and encodes 646 amino acids. NCBI's taxonomy places the organism in Eukaryota, Metazoa, Chordata, Actinopteri, Siluriformes, Bagridae. The record is from RefSeq and is a predicted model, not a curated record. The transcript has 12 exons.
GUCCUUUCUUAGCAGCUCUUCUUCUAUAUUUAUAAUCGUCCAUCACAAUCUUCCAUUGACUCGUCGCCUCCUGAUGGCCCUUGGAGUGUAUCUGAGAUGUGGACAAUUGUGACAGCGCUGACCGUAAUCUCCGUCACUCUACCAGGAUUGUGGUGCAGCAGAUGGACAGUGAGCUUCUCGAGGACGGAGAUCUGCACCUGGGUCGGGACCACCGUCAUCCUGCCAUGCCGUUACGACUAUCCACCGCCCUACAGUGCGACACAAGUCAUGUGGUUUCACAUCACAGCUGAUGGUAAGCGGGAUUUCGCCUUCCACUCGGACCCCAGCCUCAUCAGUCCGUCAUACAGGGACAGGGUGAAGUACGUUGGAGGCCACAAGAGAUGCAGCCUGCAGAUCACGAGCAUCAAGCUGAGCGACAGCGGUCAGUAUCACUUCAGGUUUGAGAUGGACCACCAACAAGGGAGAUGGACCUCACCGGACUCCAUUAAUCUUUCAGUAACAGAGCUCCAGACUCAGGUUCAUCCUACACGGAUCUCCAACAUUUUUGCGUCAGGUGAGACAGUGUUUCUGAGCUGCGUAGCUCGAGGCUGUGCUGCUGCAGGAAAGACUUUCGCCCUCUACAAGAAUGGAGUGAACCUUGGCUACGUAGAGCGAGUGUCACCUAUCUACAGCUUCAACAGUCAGCAUGCAGGAACAUACUACUGUAGACCAGUUCCACCACAGAACGUCCAGUCUGCCAGCGUCAGCCUCGCUGUAGGAUACGCUCCUCGUCACACCUCGGUACUGUUGAGUACGCAGGGUCCGGUGACUGAAGGCGACUCGGUGACUCUGACGUGCCGCAGUGAAGGUGCUCCGGCGGUAGAGAGCUUCGCCUGGUUUCGAGAGGGCGAGAGUGACAGCGUUCCCGACGGCUUCAAACCUGAACUCCAGCUCUGGAGUCUGGACUACAGAGACCACGGAGAGUACUUCUGUGUGGCCCGCAACUCCAUCGGAGACGACCGCUCCAGACCUGUCCUGCUCAACGUUACCUAUUCUCCCAAGAACACCAAGAUCUUAAUUAGCUCCAAAGGAGAUGUGAUGGAAGGCCACGCGAUCAACCUGACAUGCAUCAGCAACGCUAACCCACCAGUGAAGAGAUACGCCUGGUACAAGGUCAUCGGAGGUCAACCCUGGGCCAAAGGUUCCUCCCAGAACCUCAGCUUCACCAGCGUGCACUCGCACCAUGGCGGGCAGUACUACUGCACAGUCUGGAACGUUUUGGGAAUGGGGACGUCUCCGCUGGUCACCCUGUCGGUGCUGUAUGCCCCGAAGAACACCUCGGUUUUGGCUCGUCCGUCCAGCGUGAUCGAAGCAGGCGGUUCCUUGACCCUGACCUGCAGCAGUCAGGCGAACCCGGCGGUGGAGAACUACACCUGGCACCGGAUCAAUGGCGCUGAUGCCUGGGAAACCCGAUCGGGCCAAAGCUACACCAUUGCUGAGGUCAGCACCGGAGCCAGCGGCCAAUACUACUGCGUGGCUCGCAACCGCAUCGGUGUGCACAGCUCUCCGGUCCUCACAAUCAGGGUGCGAGGUCGGCUGAAGGCCAUCGCUCUGGCAUCUGCGGUCGGUGUUUCUGUAGCACUCAUCACUCUGACUGUCGCCGUCAUGAUCAGUAAGAAUAUGCACAGAGUGGACAGUGAAGCACUGGAAAUAGACAAGCAGCUCGGAUCUCCCAUGGAAGUGGACACACUUUUUUAUGAAUGUCCUCAACCACCCUUUCAGCCCCAGAGCUCAAAGAUGGCAGACAUUCCAGAGGAACCAGAGGACAUUCAUGACAACGUUCAUCCUUCCAUUGUGCCUCUUAAGGAAGCCGCGGAGAAAACCGAGACGGAUAAGAAAGACGGAGGGAAUGUCAAAUAUGUCACUGUGCAUUUCUCUCGUACAUCGAGCCGGGACCAAGUGCACGUCACGAGCCUUCCACAAGACGGCGCUUCGAAGGAGUCUAAAGACAAACCCGGUGUUGUUUGUUCCGUUUUAACCAAACAGCCAAACUGCUGAAACGAAAUAAGUCCAGUUGCCUCCACUAACUAACUAUUGUUUCACUGUUCGAAAGGAGAUAAUUACAGAUAAAUACAGAAUAUAGAUAUGCCGUGUAUCCUGUCAUGCUAAUGGAACGAGUCAGAAAUAUAGUGUACGGUGUAGCUGGGUAAUGUUCACACUUACUGUAGCAUGACAUGAUGCAAAUUUAACUAGUCACUGAUCUGAGGUCAGUCUGUCUGCUGUACUGCCAAAACGUUUUCAUGGUAUGAGUCAAAUCCCUGGUUUAGAUUCAGAUUCUAGAGUAAAGACGCUAUGGUCAGUGUUACAGGUUGAUUUCAUAAAUCUUACCUACAGUAAAUUCUGAAUUCAUUUUCAGUGUUAAUCUGAUUUUAUUAUUUUAAAAACAGCGAGUGAAAUAAAAUAAGCUGAUCCAUAUUGAGCUUCUUGUAUUAAUGACUAAAAGAUGUUUAGCGAAGUUCCCAAAUUUUAAUCCAAAAGACGCCGUUUAAUCAUCACACGUGCACUCUGUUUGGUCAAAAGGUGAUUCGUUUUUCAUAACAGCAUGCUUGUUUCCAUAGCAACAGCUCAUUCAUAUACAGCAGGAAGUCCACGUGAACAUUAAAGACUAAUAAAUAGCUGAAAUUCGUAUAAUUGUUGAUACCGAAAAUGUUUUUGUGUUUAUUUAAUGUUGAUGCUUGAUGUGUUCAGUGUCAGUGGUUUGAGCUGUAAUUAACAUGAAGUUAACAUCUUCAGGACAGAGGAACGUCACGUUUACUGUUUUUUUUUUGUCUUCAUAACUCCAAGACACGGGGGUCACGGUGGCUUAGUGGUUAGCACGUUCUCCUCACACCUCCAGGGUUGGGGGUUCGAUUCCCGCCUCCACCUUGUGUGUGUGGAGUUUGCAUGUUCUCCCCGAGCCUCUGGGGUUUCCUCCGGGUACUCCGGUUUCCUCCCCCGGUCCAAAGACAUGCAUGGUAGGUUGAUUGGCAUCUCUGGAAAAUUGUCCGUAGUGUGUGAUUGUGUGAGUGAAUGAGUGUGUGUGUGUGUGUGUGCCCUGCGAUGGGUUGGCACUCCGUCCAGGGUGUAUCCUGCCUUGAUGCCCGAUGACGCCUGAGAUAGGCAC